AUGGCUGCACUUACGAAACAGGAAAGCGAGAAUGAAUGCUCUCAAAAAAAUGUUGAUCCAGAACGUCGGUCGGUGUCUGUCUGGAAAGGAGAAGCUGACGUUUGCUCUGGCUGUAUAUUAAAGAAUGGAAGAAGGACAAAUAAUGAAAUUGAUAUUGGAUUACAUGAAAGACUUUCACCAAAAAAUGGAGAGAGAACUGAAUAUCGUCCGACAGAAGAGAUUCAGUAUUUCCCUGGAAUAACAAACGAAAAACCAAAGCAUCCCGAUUUUGCCAUACGGAGAGCAAGACUGUCAUCAUUUUCGCAAUGGACAAAGGGUCACGUGAUGAAACCGGAAGAUUUAGCAGAAGCAGGAUUUUACUUUUCUGGAGUGCGGGAUUUUGUAAGAUGUUUCUUCUGUGGUGGUGGAUUGAAAAACUGGGAGUAUGGAGACAGUCCCUGGAUUGAGCACGCUAGAAGGUUCUCGACGUGCGCAUAUAUAAAACAAUGCAAGGGAGAACACUUUAUAACUUUGUGUCAGAUAUCAAAUAUGACUUUUCCGACACAGAUCAAUGUUCAGUUGCGAGAUUUAGAUUCAGGACAGACAAACAUUGUUGAAGACCAGUGCAUUACAGAUUUAAAUAGUAUUGCCGCUAAACGUGUUCUCGACAUGGGAUACAUGCAAACACAGACAACAGUUAUACAAGCUAAUGCAUCUGCUACAACAACGACACCAGGACAGCAUAGCAACACCACCCGCAACAGAAGUCAGUCAUCUUCUCCAAACAGCCGGCAGUCGGACCAGUCUAAUGUCGCCAUAGAUGAGAGAAAGUCACUGAAUGAAGAAAAUCGACAAGAACUCAAAGAACAGAUAAUGUGCAAAAUUUGCUUUGAUAAAGAUGCAAAUAUUGUGCUUCUUCCAUGUGGACAUUUGGCUUCGUGUGUUGAAUGUGCGCAUGCGCUAAGAAAAUGCGCCAUCUGUCGUACAGUUAUUCAGGGGACUGUUAGAAUAUAUCAGGCAUAA
This is a messenger RNA of Mercenaria mercenaria, 1002 nucleotides long. Its product is annotated as baculoviral IAP repeat-containing protein 7-like. Gene Ontology annotation, molecular function: cysteine-type endopeptidase inhibitor activity involved in apoptotic process. Gene Ontology annotation, cellular component: cytoplasm; spindle microtubule; nucleus. Gene Ontology annotation, biological process: regulation of cell cycle; negative regulation of apoptotic process. NCBI's taxonomy places the organism in Eukaryota, Metazoa, Mollusca, Bivalvia, Venerida, Veneridae. The transcript is spliced from 6 exons. The record is from RefSeq and is a predicted model, not a curated record. The coding region runs from base 1 to 1002 and encodes 333 amino acids.